AUGUCCGAGUGCAUCUCCCAAGAGGGCCAUGGCAGCCGCCCGCUUCGGCUCACACUCCAGAUUCUGGCAGCGAUCCGGGGCUACGGUCGCCCAAGCUACUCUACGUUACUGUUACUAGGCUGGAGCUGCAUGGGCUCGUAUCCGUGGAGCAAGUGUAUGAAUAAGGGGGGACAGGUAGGUAGAGAGGCUGAUGCAUUGAUGGUGACAGUGGCUCUGCAAGACUUGUCCAGCUGUCUCGCCGGCCGAACGCGCCCUAUAGUGUCAAAUGCGGUAAUGGCUAUCAAUGGGGUGGGGGGCACUGGAGCCAUGGUGUGCAUGUGUGGAGCAGCGCCCGGUAUAAAGCGGAGAUGGAGAGAAGGGGAGGCAGAACAUACUGCAUAUACAUACACAGAUUCAUGA
Molecule: messenger RNA, 399 nt
Organism: Bipolaris victoriae FI3
Lineage: Eukaryota; Fungi; Ascomycota; Dothideomycetes; Pleosporales; Pleosporaceae
Exons: 1
Coding region: 1-399 (132 amino acids)
Source: RefSeq, a predicted model, not a curated record